This is a messenger RNA of Spirometra erinaceieuropaei, 1440 nucleotides long. Lineage: Eukaryota; Metazoa; Platyhelminthes; Cestoda; Diphyllobothriidea; Diphyllobothriidae. The record is from the annotation of a GenBank genome assembly.
AUGGACCUGUUCCCCGCCGCCUGCGAGAACUUUGAGCCGGUCAUCAACACGCAGAAGGCGGUGGUGAUGCACCAACCGCCACCCAACUCGGCCACAUCCCCCAAUGGAACCCAACUGCAGGUGGUGAAGAACUUUCCAUACCUCGGCAGUACUCUCUCCUGCAACACCAAGAUCGACGGCGAAGUCGCCAACAGAAUCUCGAAAGCCAGGCAAGCCUUCGGUCGCCUCCAAAGCACAGUCUGGAAUCGCCACGGUCUCCAACUGAGCACAAAGCUGAAGAGGUACAAGGCCGUCAUCCUGCCGACGCUACUGUAUGGAGCGGAGACUUAGACGGUGUACGCAAAGCAGGCACGUCGUCUGAACCACUUCCACCUCAGUUGUCUUCGUCGCAUCCUGAGGCUAAAGUGGCAGGAUCGAAUCCCCCACACUGAUGUGCUGGAACGGACGGGAAUCGUCAGCAUCUACACCAUGUUGAGACAAAUUCAGCUGCACUGGAGCGGCCAGCUGGUACGCAUGGACGACGAGCGACUACCCAAACGACUCUUCUACGGAGACGUCGCGACGGUUUCUAGCCGUCAAGGAGGCCAGAUUCGCCGUUACAAGGAUAACCUGAAGUCCUCCCUGAAAUGCCUGCAAAUCAAUCCCCCCAACUGGGAGGAGCUCGCACUCUAUCGACCGACCUGGAGGUGGACAGUGAAGACAGGCGCUGCGAUCUACGAAGCCAACAGCAUUACUGCCGCCAAAGCGAAACGCGAAGCCCGCAAAUCACAACUUCGCCCCGUACGCAACGCCGCCGCACAACCGCUUCCAACGUGUCCUCGAUGUCAAUGGACAUUCCGGGCUCGAAUCGUACUUGUUGGACAUCUUCGAAUUAACUGUGCCUCUCGAACGGCACCAACCAUCGUCCUCCCGCCCGCCUCUUCCUCCACCUCUCGCCGCCAACUAAUUCUGACAAUUCUUCUGACCCACCACUUCCAUCAUCCCCCUCCUCCUCCUCCUCCUUCUCCUCCUCCUCCUCCUCCUCCUCGCCCUCUGCUCCAACGGCGGCCGCUCAGGCGACUGUCCCGCGCGCAACAACCGACACUACCACCACCUCCCACGACUUCAGCGAUGAGGAUCAGGACUACACCUGCCCUCACUGCGACCGUACCUUCACCUCACACAUCGGCCUUGUCGGUCACUUGCGAAUCCAUCGCACAGAGACUGGCGAACCAGUGCUUGAAACGCCAACCUACACUUAAAGCACUCGCCUCCACUGCCCACACUGACCUCGCACCUUCAGGCAUCGCAUGGGCCUUUUCGGCCACAUGCGCAUCCACGAGAACGGCCUUGACCGCACUGCCGACACACCCACCACAUACAACACAUCUACCGUGCACAUCCCCACCCUCGCUCCAUCCGUCCGCGCCACCACCACCACCACCACCGCAUUCUCUGUAG